GCAUCGCCUUCUCGGCACAAAGCGUGGGUGAAAAGCAGAAGGGGGAUGAGAGCAGAGGGGAGGUGGGACACUGUAGCUGCCUAAAACCAGGGAAUGAAGGCGCAAGAAUGCCCCACGAGACGCUGCGGACGCACCGCCAAAUUCUUUUUGCGCGCAAGAAGAAGUGAUUCACUUUGAGGGGAGUCCGUCAAGAAGAAAUCUGAGUCUCGGUGUGUUGAGAGUCCGUCCUCUCGGCUGAGAAAGAAAAGUUCCCCCUCAGAAGGAAGGAAGGAAGGAAUCCUCAUUACCCAGCAAGGAUGAGACUGAUCUUUUCUACAAGUUGGAUAUUCCGAGGCUGGAUAACGUGCGCUCUCGUCGCCUUUUACGCGCAGAUGAUGGUGUCCAAAGCUCUCCCGUGUGAUGAAAAUCAUUACUUAAAAACACCAAGAUGCUGCAAGAAGUGUGGGCCAGGCUUCCGUGUGCUUGCUGACUGCAAUGAUUCCCACCAGACAAAAUGCAUUAAGUGUAAUCGUGGCGAAUACCAACCCGGCUGGACGGAGGAGAAGCGCUGUCUGCAGCAGAAGUUUUGUGACCCAAUCAAGGGUUUCAUGGAGAGGCCUGAAAACCCCGUGGCCGAGGAGCCGUGUCGCUGCCUCCCUCACCUGCAGUGCUACCCCAUCAACUGCGAGUUCUGUGAGAGGAUACCCAGCUGCAGUGCCGGAUACGGACUCGAGGUGGAUCCUGAGUCGACUAAUGGAAGGAAGGUCUGCGUCGCAUGCAAGAGAGGUUUCUUCUCUGCCGACAACAACGGCGAACAAUGCAUACAGUGGACUAAUUGUAAGGCUGAGGGCAGGACUGAGACACAUCCGGGCAAACCUCAGGCCGACGCAGUGUGUGGACCACCUGUAUCUGGCGCCGCGCCCUCCUGGGUCAUAGUUUCAGUUCUGUCGGUCAUCACCGUCCUGUGUCUCCUCAUCCUGCUCCUCUUCUGCUACAAGGACAAACUGAAAUUACUCUCUGUCAAUCUUCGAUCCUGUGUUCAGAAUCUGAAGAGGACUAGGAUACAGCAGGAGACCUCGUCCCCCCUUUACCAGAGCGGAGGUCCCAAGUGUGAGAUGAACAAACUCAUCUGCAAGCCCCCGCUCGACCCAACAGACGAGUCCCCUUGCACAUUCCUCACCUCUGUCCCCGAGGUCAAGGUCCCCAUGCCACUCACGGGGGAAAUGACGGAGAACGAGGUGACCAACGGGAAGACGGUGACGGAGGAUCCGAGCUUAGGAUCCGGGGAGCCAGAGGAGGUGUCGGAGGAAGAGGAGGUCGCGAGCGCGUCCCCCCUUUUGGCGGGUUCCUGCGUGUGCGUCGUUCCCAUUCGCGAGCCACUGGAAGUGGGGGAGAACGAGGACUGCAGCCAGGCCGUCAGCCCCGGCACUCCGGGAACCUGCUCGUGUGGAGGGCUGGACGGAGAGAGGGAUGGAGAUGAGGGUGGGAAGGAAGAGAGGAGUGAGAGUGUACGGGCGGACGACGGGGGAGAAAAGAUGGUUUUGUGCAAGAGUGAAACGGGUGCCACAUCUCUUGUCUCUCUUUCUCCCCCAAUCAUUCUCUCCUCCUCUGUGGUCCCUCCAUCCAGUCAUCUCCACGAACUCUGCCUGCCUUUGUCCCAGGCCCUGGUGUCACCGCAGCUCACACCUUACGUGACUGACAGGUCACUGGUGAAACAGGGGGAUUUAUACGGGCCGGCAAACACAGACUCCGCCUCGUCAGAGAACAGUUCGACCUCGGCGAUGACCUCCGUCAGUCCCCUGAUGACGUCGGCGUCUGUUAGCGAUCUCUACCUGGACAAGCCCCCCGAGGCCUCUGGCCCCGAGCGAGGACAGGGACUUUCCUGGGAGGACAGCAGAGGAGACAAGCUCUCGUCCGGGGAGUCGGAACUGGAGUGCUCACCCGAGAGCCUCCACAGUCAGCUGGCUGAGCCAACUCUUACCUCAGGUCAGGUGUCCGGGAGCCACAACACCACCUUCAUCUCCAGCGGGCAGGUGAUGAACUUCAGCGGCGACGUCAUUGUCGUCUAUGUCAGCCAGACGUCCGUCGGCGGUGACGGCGCGGGGCAGGACGAUGCCUUCGGGAGUCCCGUGCAGGAGGAGGCCAACGAGGCGGCUCCGUUUGCCCAGGGCGGCCCGAGGUGGCGGGGGGAAGCCGCGGCCCAGGACGAGACGCUGCCGGUCCAAGAGGCGAUGGCGGAGCGGCCGCUGCCGGGGAAGUGAAGAGUGGACGACGGCUGCGUUUCUAUUGGUCAGUCCAGUGAUCAUCUCCAUAGCCAUCGGAUGGACAAGUGAUCGCUCCAGCUGGUUAUCACCUUACACAGCUUAGCUCCUGAUGAAAUGACAAAAACACAAUUUGAGCUCACAUGCCAGCUUUUCCAGGAAAGGGAGGCUUUCGAUUAAAUGACAAUGUUCAAUCAGCUGACUGAGGAGGCAAACUUUUGGGCGUGUCAAGGUCUCAGACUAUCCCCCAUGUUAUUCUUUUGGAAUGUAAUCGAAACAAUAACUUUAGACAUUAGUCACUGAACGUUGCCUCGGGCAUCUCCAGCAUGCCUCUUUUCCAAUUUCCAGUGGAAAGCUUGCAGGCUCCCUCAGAUGGAAACUCCCCUCCUUCCAGACAGUGAUGGGGAAUUUUGUUGGGAAUUGGAUGUGGAACCAGAGUUCAGGCUGGAAGAACGUCAUGUUUUUUAUGGUUGUAUGGAAAUUGCAGCUGCAGUCGCGAUACAGACGAGUUGGUGCACUUCCUAUUUCCCACCUUUCAACGUUAAAUAGCCCAUGGCUGUAGUCUGUGGACUGUUUUUAGCCAUUCUGAAUUUGACAUUUGGGUAAUUUCAGCAAGUUUCCUUCCAUAAGAAAAUAUCCACCAUGUGGAAAAAAUAGACUUACAACGAAAGAAAAAUAUUUUGUGAGGAAGAAAAUCCAAUCUAGUGGCUACAUUAAGAUCUGGCAGAGCGUAGUUUAUAAAAGAAGAACAAAUAGUGAUGGGUUUCACAUAUUUCAGUGACUUUUCAUUUUUUUGGUUUGCAGGGUCUAAUUUUUACAAUAAAGUGACACAUCCAGUUUAGGAACGAUGCUUGUUUGUCCUGUAUGUAGACUUUGUCCCCCCUUUUUUUCUUCUUUUUUUUUUUAAUUCACUCCUUAUUGCACCACAGGUGCGGUUUGUGUUUUAAGAAAAAUGCUAUGCAUUUGAUAAGCUAUUUUAUUACCGGUUUGUUUUGUUUCAUUAUGUUUUAAUGUGCAAGCCUUAAUGAAGAAAAGUCCAAACGUCAGCUUGUUUAUAAUAUUUUCUUUUACGUGAUUUUUUUUUUUCUUGGCCUAAAAAGAUUUGUUUAUGUAAUAAUUCAAGAUUCACACGUGAUCAAUGUUUGUAUAGAUAUAUAUUUCAAAAGACAACAAAAAGCAUGGCGCAUUUGUGAAGUGACAAUGAACAUUUCCCUUUUGUGCUGCCUCUCAUUUGAUCAUGCGGCGUGGACACGUUCUAGGAAAGUGACCGUUCAAUCGCAUGUACGCCGCCUUGCAACAAUUAUGUACAUAUCAAUCGAACACACCGCAGCGAAUGACUGAGAGAAUAUUGUGAUUGAAAUUAAAUAUGUUUUGCAUCUAA
Messenger RNA from Scophthalmus maximus (turbot), 3621 nucleotides. It is a transcript of the gene tnfrsf11a, whose product is annotated as tumor necrosis factor receptor superfamily, member 11a, NFKB activator. The record is from RefSeq and is a predicted model, not a curated record. Gene Ontology annotation, biological process: lymph node development; ossification; response to interleukin-1. Gene Ontology annotation, cellular component: external side of plasma membrane. Bases 297 to 2240 code for a protein of 647 amino acids. Lineage: Eukaryota; Metazoa; Chordata; Actinopteri; Pleuronectiformes; Scophthalmidae. The transcript is spliced from 10 exons. Gene Ontology annotation, molecular function: cytokine binding; tumor necrosis factor receptor activity.